This is a messenger RNA of Morus notabilis, 2815 nucleotides long. Its product is annotated as putative DEAD-box ATP-dependent RNA helicase 29. The transcript has 11 exons. Lineage: Eukaryota; Viridiplantae; Streptophyta; Magnoliopsida; Rosales; Moraceae. Gene Ontology annotation, cellular component: nucleus. Gene Ontology annotation, molecular function: ATP binding; RNA helicase activity; RNA binding. The record is from RefSeq and is a predicted model, not a curated record. The coding region runs from base 145 to 2496 and encodes 783 amino acids.
CGCAAAGGCCGAGCCAAACCCCCAACAAAAAUUAGGGUUUAAGCAAACUGAGUGUUAGAUUCAAUCAAAAUUCAAAGCUUUAAGCUAUACAGUUUUCUGUGCAUCAAAUAACAGAAAAGAUUGAGCUCGAAAGGGAGCUCUCCAAUGGUGAAAAAUCUCCAGGUGAGCUCGAAAGCGGAGCUUAAGCGGAGGGAGAAGCAGAAGAAGAAAGCCAAGUCGGGAGGGUUCGAGUCGCUAGGUUUGAGCCCCAAUGUCUUCCGAGGAAUCAAGCGCAAGGGCUACAAAGUUCCCACUCCGAUUCAGCGCAAGACCAUGCCUCUCAUCAUCGCCGGAAACGACGUCGUCGCAAUGGCCCGCACCGGCUCCGGCAAGACGGCUGCCUUUCUCGUUCCCAUGAUCGAGCGCCUUAAGGAGCAUGUUCCUCAGAGCGGCGUUAGGGCUCUCAUUCUCUCUCCUACCAGGGAUUUGGCUCUUCAGACUCUCAAAUUCGCCAAGGACCUCGGUCGCUUCACUGAUCUUCGUAUAAGCUUACUAGUUGGAGGUGAUAGCAUGGAAAGUCAGUUUGAAGAGUUAGCCCAAAAUCCUGAUAUUAUAAUUGCAACUCCUGGUAGGCUCAUGCACCAUUUGUCUGAGGUAGAAGACAUGUCGUUGCGCACCGUGGAAUAUGUUGUUUUUGACGAAGCUGAUUGUCUUUUCGGCAUGGGUUUUGCCGAGCAGUUGCAUAAGAUUCUCACACAGCUGAGUGAGAAUCGUCAAACCUUGCUUUUCAGCGCCACAUUACCGAGUGCCCUUGCUGAGUUUGCGAAGGCUGGUUUACGAGACCCUCAGCUUGUGCGGCUUGAUUUGGAAACCAAGAUUAGCCCUGACUUGAAGCUUUCUUUUUUCACCUUACGGCAAGAAGAAAAACACGCAGCUUUGCUUUAUUUGGUGAGAGAGCAAAUUAGUUCAGAUGAGCAGACAUUAAUAUUUGUAUCGACAAAACAUCAUGUGGAGUUUCUUAAUAUUUUGUUCAGAGAAGAGGGUAUUGAGCCUUCUGUUUGUUAUGGAGAAAUGGAUCAAGAAGCGCGCAAGAUCAAUAUAUCAAGGUUUAGGGCCAGGAAAACUAUGUUUCUAAUUGUCACAGAUGUUGCAGCCAGGGGUAUUGAUAUUCCGUUGCUUGAUAAUGUCAUAAACUGGGACUUUCCACCAAAACCUAAAAUGUUUGUGCAUCGCGUGGGACGAGCUGCUAGGGCUGGUCGGAAGGGUACUGCGUUUUCUUUUUUGACCUCUGAGGAUAUGGCUUACGUUUUGGAUCUUCACCUAUUUCUCUCAAAACCAAUUAGAGCGGCACCAACUGAAGAGGAGGUUUUGGAGGACAUGGAUGGUGUUCUGUCCAAGAUUGAUCAAGCGGAUGCUAAUGGAGAAACUGUUUAUGGCCGUUUUCCACAGACGGUAAUUGAUCUUGUUUCAGAUAGAGUCAGGGAAGUCAUUGAUUCUUCUGCAGAGCUGACUGCUUUGACCAAAACCUGUACGAAUGCAUUUCGUUUAUAUUCAAAGACAAAACCAUUACCUUCAAAGGAAUCCAUUAGAAGAUCAAAGGAAUUACCCCGUGAAGGGUUGCAUCCAUUUUUUAAAAACCUUCUUGCUGGCGGAGAAUUAAUGGCAUUGGCCUUUUCUGAGCGGUUGAAGAAAUUUAGACCAAAGAUGACCAUACUUGAAGCUGAAGGUGAAGCUGCUAAAUCUAAGCAUUUAAAGGGUCCUUCUGGUGAUUGGGUUGACGUGAUGAAGAAAAAAAGAGCUGUUCAUGAGCAGAUAAUUAAUUUGGUCCAUCAGCAGCGUUCGAACAAUAAUGUGGAAAAGGAAGUCAAAAGUGAAAUAAUUCCUUCAAAAGCAAAGGAUAAAAAAGAAGUUGGCUCUAAACGGAAGGCAAGAAGCUUCAAGGACGAGGAGUACUAUAUAAGUUCAGUUCCAACAAAUCAGCAUACCGAAGCAGGACUCUCUGUAAGGUCUAACCAGGAUUUUGGUUCAAAUAGAUUGGAGUCUGCUGUCUUAGAUUUAGUUGCUGAUGACACCGCGGGAAUGCAGAGACAGAAAUCUGUAUAUCACUGGGACAAGAGAGGUAAAAAGUACGUCAAAUUAAACAAUGGCGAACGCGUUACUGCCAGUGGAAAGGUCAAGACGGAGAGCGGUGCAAAAGUAAAAGCGAACAAAACGGGGAUAUACAAGAAGUGGAAAGAACGUUCACACAAUAAAAUAUCACUUAAAGGAAGUGGUGAAGGGAAUGCUGACGGACCAAUGGCGGAUCGUCGUUUUGAAGGUAAUAAGAGAAACUUUAAGGGGGGCAGGAAGCAGCAUUUUGUGCCUAAUGCUCAUGUGCGCUCUGAAAUCAAAGACAUUGAGCAAGUUCGGAAGGAGAGGCAGAAAAAGGCAAACAAGCUUGCUCAUAUGAAGAACAACAAAUCUUCAAAGGGUAAAAAAUUUGGUAAAAAUGGGAAAAGAGGGAAGCCGAGAAAGUAGUAGUACAGGGUUGUCACAUGUUUGGUAGUUUUCUAUGUUGUAAGUUCUUGCAGCAAAUUAAUUUUAUAGCGGCACAUGGAAAAUUCUGAUAGGGUCGACUGAGGAUUGUCAUUUUGCGUGGAUAGACCGGCAUAAACGAGCAAUUUUCUUUCAUUUAUUUUUCUUCUACCUUCCAAGUUAUUGGCAAAUAUACAAAAUUAAUAUACAGACUCGUAGAGCCAUUGUAUGAUAUAUGGCCAAUUUUGUGUUUGUCCAGAUGGUCAAACAAGUGUGCUCACCCUAUGCUAAACUACAUUACAGUUUUUAAUUUUGCAUAUUU